AUGGUUCAAGUUCUCAAGAAGUACAAGGCCGCUGCUGUCAACGCCGAGCCCGGCUGGUUUGACUUGCAGGAGUCUGUUCGUCGCACCAUUCAUUGGAUUGACGAGGCUGGAAAGAAUGGAUGCAAGCUCAUUGCUUUCCCUGAGCUCUGGAUUCCCGGAUACCCAUACUGGAUGUGGAAGGUCACCUAUCAGGAGAGCCUGCCUCUUCUGAAGAAGUACCGCGAGAACUCUCUCGCCUCCAACUCCGAGGAGAUGCGCCGCAUCCGCGAGGCAGCUCGCGCCAACAAGAUCUGGGUCUCCCUCGGAUACUCCGAGCUCGAUCUUUCCAGCCUGUACACCACUCAGGUUAUGAUCACCCCAACCGGCGAUGUCAUCAACCACCGCCGCAAGAUCCGCGCCACUCACGUCGAGCGUCUGGUCUUCGGUGAUGGCACCGGCGAUACAACCGAGUCUGUGAUGGAGACCGAGAUUGGUCGUAUUGGCCACCUCAACUGCUGGGAAAACAUGAACCCCUUCCUCAAGUCGUACGCCGCCUCCCUCGGCGAGCAAGUCCACGUUGCCGCGUGGCCUCUGUACCCUGGCGAGGAGACCCUCAAGUACCCCGAUCCCCGCACCAACAUUGCUGAGGCCAACGCCGAUCUUGUGACGCCUGCUUACGCCGUCGAGACUGGCACUUUCACCCUUGCACCAUGGCAGACUAUCACCGCCGAAGGUAUCAAGCUCAACACUCCCCCCGGAAAGGAGCUCGAGGACCCCAACAUCUACAACGGAAAUGGCCGCAUCUUCGGCCCCGAUGGACAGAACUUGGUUCCUCACCCAUCCAAGGAUUUCCAGGGUCUUCUCUACGUCGAUAUUGACCUCGACGAGAUCCACCUCAGCAAGGCUCUGGCCGACUUCGGUGGCCAUUACAUGCGCCCCGACUUGAUCCGCCUUCUCGUCGACACCAACCGCAAGGAUUUGGUUGUCCACGAAGACCGCAUCAAUGGCGGAGUUGUCUACACCAAGACUGCUGAUCGUGUAGGACUCUCUACCCCUCUGGAUGCCGCCGCUCCUGAGACUCCCGCCGAAAGCGACUAA
Messenger RNA from Penicillium olsonii, 1077 nucleotides. The record is from the annotation of a GenBank genome assembly. Lineage: Eukaryota; Fungi; Ascomycota; Eurotiomycetes; Eurotiales; Aspergillaceae.